Molecule: messenger RNA, 1984 nt
Organism: Betta splendens (Siamese fighting fish)
Lineage: Eukaryota; Metazoa; Chordata; Actinopteri; Anabantiformes; Osphronemidae
Gene: hcn5
Product: hyperpolarization activated cyclic nucleotide-gated potassium channel 5
Exons: 11
Coding region: 186-1832 (548 amino acids)
Biological process (GO): monoatomic ion transport; transmembrane transport
Cellular component (GO): membrane
Molecular function (GO): monoatomic ion channel activity
Source: RefSeq, a predicted model, not a curated record
GCUCCACACAGCUCCAAUAAGCCCUGAGGUCGGGAGCCUUGAUGGAAAAUUACCUUGUGACCAAGACGGGAGGUCAGGGCUGGUAGAGGCAGACGCCACGCGAGCAGCAGCAGCAGCAGCAGCAGCAGCAGCAGCGGCACCGGCAGCAUGGCCCGCGUGUUCAGCUGAUCACAGGGGACUGGAGCAUGGAGAAGCCCGCGGUGGGACGCAGCGCGGCCACCUGUGGGUGGAGAGCCCUGCUGCUGCCUCAGCUCAACCGCCAGUCGCUGUACGUGUACGGCAGCGAGGUGGCCGUGGAGCAGGAGUGCGUCCGGCAGCUGGAGAGCGGCGUCUUCGUCAUCCACCCCUUCAGCCUCAUGAGUGAGGCGAUCAGACAAAGUGAAGGCAGAGAGGCUGUGACAUCACAGAGCAGUUAUUUGAGCCAGACGCUCAACCCGGACGAGGACACGUGCAGUUAUUGGAGCUACUACAUCAUGUGCAUGAUGGCCAUCACCUUCCUCAACCUGAUCGGCAUCCCCAUGGAGAUAGCGUUCCUGGACGAGAACAGCGGGCUCGCGUGGGAGGGCUUCAACGUGUUCUCCGACACGCUGUUCCUCAUCGACGUGGCCCUGAAUUUCCGCAUGGGCAUCAUCGCAGAGGACGGCGAGGAAGCGAUUCUGGAUAUCAAACAGAUCCGAAGCAAUUACCUGAGGACGUGGUUCGUACCGGACGUCAUAGCAGCUUUUCCGAUCGGAUACAUUCUGCUGUUCGCGGACUUAGAAUACCACAACGACGACAACCCCUCCAAGACCAACAAGAUGAUGCGGAUCCUGAUGUUCGUGAGGAUCCUCAGUCUGAUCCGACUGGCUCGAGUGUCCAGGCUCGUCAGGUUCUUCAACGAGGUGGAGAAAGUUUCAAAUGCCAACCUGGAGGUGGUCCGUCUGUUCUUCCGCGUGCUGUCUCUGUUCAUGAUGAUCUUCCUGCUGUGUCACUGGAACGGCUGCAUCCAGUACUUUGUCCCGAUGCUGGAGGAGUUUCCCACCGACUGUUGGGUCCGGAAAGAAAACCUGAUGAACUCCACAGUAAUCGUGAAGUACUCCUGGGGAGUGUUCCGGGCUCUUUCCCAGAUGAUCGCUCUCUCCUACGGGUCCAUGGACGCUCCAACAAAUUACGUUGAGAUGUGGAUCGUGAUGGUCAGCAUGGUCUCAGGCUGCCUCAUGUACACCGUGCUCGUGGCCAACGCCACCGCCAUGAUCGCCAACGUCGACCCGGCGGCCAAGGAGUACAAGAGCAAGAUGAGCCACCUGGAGCAUUACAUGGCUUUUAUGAAGCUGCCACCGGAGCUGCAGCUGCGCAUCAGCAACUACUACCAGGCCCGUUAUGGAGGGAAGUGGUUUGACGAGAAGGACAUCAUGAGCACAGUGUCGUCGGCGCUCAAAGAGCAAAUCCUGGCGGCGAUGUGCAGCCGGCUGCUCAGGAACGUGCCGAUGUUUCAGAACCGAGACGAAAACUUCAUCGGUUCCGUUGUCCUCAAGCUGCGCUACGAGGUUUUCCAGGAGGCCGACGUGAUCGUCCGACAGAACGUCCCAGGGGACCGGAUGUUCUUCAUCGACCACGGCCAGGUCCUGAUGGAGGCCGACUCCUACGAGAGGGAACUGUGCGAUGGAGACUUCUUUGGAGAGACGUGCGUGCUGACCAGAGGCAAACAUCUGGCCACGGCCAAGGCGCUGACCGACUGCCGCUGCUUCUCCCUGUCCUGUGAUGACUUCCAGGAGACGCUGGAGGGCUUCCCAGAUGUCAAGAAGGACUUGGAGCAAACGGCGGAGCUCAGCUCCGAUGGUGGACUUGUGUGAGAGCAGAAGCAGAGCUGACUUUGAAUUAGACCUCAGCAGUAAAGACGGCAGAGAUUUGGUCUCUGCUACAUGUUGCAACAGUGAUGUACAGAAAAUCAGUGCACGUCUCAGACGAGACCGAUUAAAAACACAUACUCUGGUUUCUACCAAAA